Messenger RNA from Asparagus officinalis (garden asparagus), 1096 nucleotides. Its product is annotated as F-box/LRR-repeat protein At4g29420. NCBI's taxonomy places the organism in Eukaryota, Viridiplantae, Streptophyta, Magnoliopsida, Asparagales, Asparagaceae. Bases 1 to 897 code for a protein of 298 amino acids. The transcript is spliced from 2 exons. The record is from RefSeq and is a predicted model, not a curated record.
AUGGGAGUAUAUACAGAAUAUAUUGAUCAAAUAAAAAUUUUCCCUGCAGGUGGAAGCCUUCUUCAUUUGGAAGUGAGAAAUGCUUGGCUAUCGGUUGAAAGGCUGAAACCAAUGCCUCAAUUGACAUCACUGACCCUCGAAUUCAUUCGACUAGAUGAUGAAAAUUUGGCAAAGAUGAACCAGUGUUUUCCAUCUCUCCAAGUUCUAAACUUAGUCGGGGUUGGGGGGCUUAAGCAGCCUGAGAUUCGUCUCUCCCAGUUAAAGGUCUGCCACUGGACGGUAUCAAAUUUCCCAUGCUCUUUAGCUAUACAUGCACCACAUCUGACAGAGUUGAAGCUACAAUGUGUUGAACCGCAAAUUCUUCUUCUUGAAACCCCGUUAUUGUCUCAUCUUGAUCUUAAGAUUAGAAAGCCUGGCUUGAUACUCAACCCGGAAAAAAUUCAGAAUCUGAAGUUUAUUAGAUUGGAGUCCUUUUGCGUAUACUCGCUUGCACAUGUUUUACAAAAUAAAUCAGUUGAAAGGAUGGAACUUGAUGUACCUCAACCUAUAGAAAUUGAAAAUUCUUUCACCAUCAUUAACCUUGUUUGUGCGUUUCCUAAUAUUCAUGAUUUGGCAUUGGGACCAGGCGCUUGGGUUAAGCUAGAAAAUUCCUUCGUCAAUGAAUGGAUUGACCAGAGACUUGAGUGGUGGUGUUUGAGGAAACUAAUGGUUCGUCUUCCAUUGGAUUACGACUUUGCAUUUUUAUGUUUCAUGCUCAGCCUUUGUGUCCCUUUCAGCGAGGUGAUAUUGCUUAUUCAUGGUGAUGUUCCUAUUGCGGUCAAGAAUCAUGUUAUCUCAAGGUGUAAAAGCAACUUUCCGAAGAUCAUAUGGAAAUGGGGAAUGUGGAGAGUCACGUGAGAUAUCUUGGAUUUGCGAAGGAGAUUGGCCACUUUCGUAAUAUUGAAAUAUACCUCACAUCGAUGUUUCCUUGGUAUGUAAUUAUAUAUCCUGCUCCAGAGUGUUAUAUUUUUACGUUCACAGAUUCGGAAGAAGCUAAAAUGUCAUGGUGUAUGCACUGAAAAUCUCUACUUAAAUGUACCAAUGGUAUUUCUGUGGA